Messenger RNA from Aphis gossypii (cotton aphid), 2244 nucleotides. RefSeq names its product transmembrane protein 19. The record is from RefSeq and is a predicted model, not a curated record. The coding region runs from base 518 to 1546 and encodes 342 amino acids. Lineage: Eukaryota; Metazoa; Arthropoda; Insecta; Hemiptera; Aphididae. The transcript has 8 exons. Gene Ontology annotation, cellular component: membrane.
AUAAAGCGACCAGCAGCUGCAGGCUUAGAACAGGACGGUCGGCUGUCCGUCCGUCGCCAGUACCUCUAUUCACUCGUAAAUUCUUUUCACUUAUAAAUAGUGCGAUUGUCGGAUAGUGUAUUUUGUGUGAAUACUAUUAAUACUAUUAUAGGCUUAGUGCGAUUACGACAAACAUCCUCGUGUGCCGCCGCCGCGUCGCUCAUGUGCGUUCAAAGUUUAAAAAAAUUAAAUUACUUAUAUAAUUUAAUAUUAACAAUAAUCAUGUCACGGAUCACUAUUUAAUAUUUAUUAAUGUUUUCCAUCGUUUCGAUUAUCUCGUCUGAGCUACCGUCUUUAUAUUUUAUGGCCACAUCGCUUGGUCUAAUGUUUAUCUUCUAUUAAAUAGGUACGUCGACUUUGUCCAUUCAUUUUUAGCUGAUCAGGUGACUACAACCUCAGAAUAUUACAACUUACUGCCGGCACUUCAGAAAAUCAUAUUAUUAUUAGUGUACAAGAAAAAAUUUUCAUAUUCGUCACCAUGGCCAAAAUUAAAAGUGAUUCUGAAGACAUGAAUGUUUCUAAACCAACCAUAUCAGUUGCAUUAACUAUGAUUUCUAUUCCAUUAUCAAUGAUUUUAUGGAUUGGCAAUAUCUUAUUCCGAAAAUUUUAUGGCGAUAAUAUUAAUGAACUAGAUGAAGGACUCCCGCCUCUCAGAUGGUUUAUAUCCACUUUCAUUCCACUGUUUAUUGCUGUAUGGGGUUAUACCAAACGUAGUUUAAACCUAAGCGGAGCACUAUUAGGUGUAAUUGUUGGUUUUGUAUUGACAUUAAGCAGCUAUGGAUUUCUGGCUUGUUUGCUAACAUUUUUUGUUACAUCUUCCAGAGCAACAAAAUUUCGAAGUAAAUCUAAAAAACAAUUGGAACCUGACUUUAAAGAAGGUGGUCAAAGAAACUGGAUUCAGGUACUGUGUAAUGGAGGCAUGGCUACUCAACUUGCUCUCUUAUACAUUUUAGAUGUUGGAUGUGGUGAACUACCUAUUGAUUUUAAACGUUAUUACCGGCCUUCUUGGUUAUCCAUUGGUAUUCUCGGUGCUUUUUCCAGUUGCAACGGUGAUACUUGGGCCUCAGAAUUAGCAACAGUCUUGGACACAGGCUUACCCAUAUUGAUAACAACUGGUAAACCAGUUCCCAAAGGUACAAACGGAGGUGUGUCGGUCAUUGGAUUGGUUGUAAGUCUAUUGGGUGGCAUGGUUGUCGGAUUAGCAAAUUAUGCAAUGCUUAUUUAUACAAUUGAUGCAGACAUGUUGGCCAGAAGUCCUGCUCAGUGGCCAAUAAUAGUUGCUGGAGGUUUUGCCGGACUAGUUGGUAGUGUUGUAGAUUCACUAUUAGGUGCCACCUUACAAUAUAGUGGUUUUAAUCGAAAAACAGGAACAAUUGUGGAACACCCCGGCAAAGACAUUGUGCACAUAUCUGGGAGAAGAAUAUUGGAUAAUCACAGUGUCAACUUAAUAUCGAGUGUGAUUAUGGGAAUUUUAACCCCAAAAAUUGCAUACUUAGUUUGGCCAUAAACAUAAAUAUGAUCACUUGAGACUUUUAUUUAAUGUGACUAUUUAUUCCAUUCCAAUAGCUAGAUUUAAAUAUUUGUUGGAUAUGUAUAUUGUUUUAUUUUCGUUAGAGUUGGAAGUAGACUGACUGAAAUAUUUUGUUGUAAAUAUUAUAUUGCAAUUUUAUAUACAUAUACUUUUUUAUAUAUAUACACAUAAAUUUUUGUUUUUGUAUUUUUUUCUUUUUAUCCGUAAAAUGUAUAUUUUGUUUAAUUGUUGAAUUAUUGUAAAAUUAUUUUUAUUAUUUGUUUGAUUUGAAUUAAUGCAAAAUAUCAUGGUUAAGGUUAACACAUACAUAUCAAACCCUCAAAUAAGUUGUUACUUAAUUAUUACUAAAUUUAAAUUAAUAUAUUUGAAUAAUAUUACUUAUGUUUGUUUUUGUAAUAUUUUAUGCAUACUUGAAAAUACCUAUGAAAAAAAGUAUAAAAUAGUCAUAAAAGAAGUACAUUGUUAUUAAACUAUAUGAACUAAGUAUAUUAAUACAAUUAGUUUUGUUUGUUACAGCAGUGAAUGGCGUUUAGUCAUUUUUUUUGUAUUAUUAUAUAAGCUAACCAUACGUCUGUGUUAAAUUUUGAAAAAUAUAAAUCAUAUGCAGUUCUAAUAUUAUAUUAUAUUGUUAGCAUUUACUUUCACAACUUGUUAAUAAAACUACCAUUAUCGUC